CGUUUCUAUUGUCAUCAUUCAGAUACCUACUGAACUGCAUAUUUUGUGUAAUGAUAAAAUAUUAUGUUUAUAAUAAUUUGUUGUUGGCGAAUAUUGAUUAGUGAAGUAGCCGGUUUGAGUUAGACGAACACUGAGAUUUAAAAAAUCGAUCCUGUGAAUUCUAAAUUAUUUUCUUUCUCGAUUGAAAAUAGUGUGAUUGUUGGUGAAUAUUUAUGAAAACCAUAUCUUAUCAGAAGACCCCCCUAGCAGAUUUCAUUAAAAUAUAAAUGAGAAAAUAAUAAUAAUUAAAAAUCGCACUAAAUCCAGAUAAGGAAACCCGCGGGGUCAAUUCCACGUACUCUUCUACGCAAAUCUUCAAAAUAUCCAAUCCUCUUCGUUUGUUACACUGCUAAAGAAAUCUAUUGGUCAAUGUUUGUAACAUUUAAAAAACAACAAAAAAAUGUUUUCGCGCCUUUCUGUGAAGUGCAAACACCUGUUGAAUUCCAAGGUUAUCAAUUUUGGAAAAAAAUACAUACUGGUUACAGUAUCGGAACGACUACGACAUACAUUUAUGCAAUAGCUUGGAUUGGAAUGAUAUAAGAAGUUUAUAUCAAAACUAUCCUCAGUUUUAUCAGUGCUCUUGCGUCGGAAAAUUUUAAGAAUAGACUUGCGGUGCAGCAAAUAGCAAAAAUGAGUAGCGAUUUAGCAAAGGUAUUGAACUCCAAUGUGUGGGACAGUGAUCCUGAGUUGUUCGAACUCAUCAAGAAGGAAAGGAAGAGACAACAAACCGGUUUAGAAAUGAUCGCAUCAGAAAAUUUCACUACCCUCUCAGUAUUACAGUGUCUCAGCUCUUGCUUGCACAAUAAGUAUUCAGAAGGGUUGCCAGGACAAAGGUACUAUGGUGGUAAUGAGUACAUUGACCAAAUUGAAAUCCUAGCUCAGAAAAGAGCCUUAGCAGCCUACAAAUGUGACCCAGAAAAGUGGGGUUGCAAUGUACAGCCGUACUCAGGAUCACCUGGCAACUUUGCAGUAUACACAGGUAUCGUGGAGCCCCAUGGUCGUAUCAUGGGUCUAGAUCUCCCUGAUGGUGGACAUUUAACCCACGGUUUUUUCACACCAACGAAAAAGAUAUCUGCCACGUCUAUAUUCUUUGAAUCCAUGCCAUACAAGGUAAACCCUGAAACCGGUUUGAUCGACUACGACGAGCUGGCACGCACCGCAAGAUUGUUCAGACCCAAGGUGAUAGUAGCUGGUGUAAGUUGCUACUCGCGACCUUUAGACUAUAGGAGGUUCAGGGAAAUUUGCGACGAUGUUGGAGCGUACCUCUUCUCCGACAUGGCUCACAUAUCCGGACUUGUCGCUGCUGGUGUGACCCCAAGUCCAUUCGAAUACAGUGACAUUGUCACAACAACAACCCACAAAAGUCUAAGAGGCCCAAGGGCUGCUGUGAUUUUCUUCAGAAAGGGUGUAAGAUCUGUCAACGCCAAAGGAGAGAAAAUAAUGUAUGAUCUGGAGAAUAGGAUUAACCAAGCAGUAUUUCCUGGAUUGCAAGGCGGUCCCCAUAACAACGCCAUAGCAGCCAUAGCGAACGCGAUGCGGGCCUCGCAAACGCCCGAGUUCACGGCGUACGCUAAACAGGUGGUGGCGAACGCGAAAAGGCUCAGCGACGGACUCCAGAAGAAAGGCUACAAGGUGGUGACAGGAGGCACUGAUCUGCACAUGCUCCUGGUCGAUUUGAGAUCGGCCAAGUUGACAGGGGCCAAGGGAGAGUACAUUUUGGAGGAGGUGAACAUCGCCUGUAACAAGAACACUGUCCCUGGCGAUAAGAGCGCUUUGAAUCCGUCCGGAAUUAGAUUGGGCACGCCAGCUUUAACAACCCGAGGCUUGAAGGAGCAACACAUCGAUCAGGUAGUGGAAUACAUCGACCAAGCCUUGAAGCUGGCCCAAGAAGCUAACACGAUUUCUGGACCAAAACUGGUAGACUUCAAAAAGGUGAUUCAUGAGCAUCCCGAGGUGUCCAAGGCGGUAGCGGAUUUGAGGUCGAAAAUCGAAAAGUUCAGCGAGGGUUUCAUACUGCCUGGAUAUGCAGAGUACUGAAGAAUCGAGAAGAUUUCGAUGUACGUCUCUCCUAUCAUAUAGGGGGCUGUUUAGAUCUAAGUUUGAUGAAUCUUCUGCGACAGGGUGUUGCGGUUUUUUACAUAAACUAUUAUUUUGCUCAUCCUCAAAGAGGUUGCGUUUUUUCAAGCUUGUUUAGGAGCUAUGACGCUUUACUGUUAUAUCUAAAUUUCAUUUUGUAACUAUAUUUAAGUAUUUUGUUUAUAUACAUAUUUUAUUAUGAAUAUAUAUAUUUUAUAGAG
Acanthoscelides obtectus is the source of this 2336-nucleotide messenger RNA. NCBI's taxonomy places the organism in Eukaryota, Metazoa, Arthropoda, Insecta, Coleoptera, Chrysomelidae. The record is from the annotation of a GenBank genome assembly.